AUGCGCAGGGUGAUUGGCCACGACGGUCCGAGUGGCGACGCUGGGCGGCCUCGGGGCCACAGCAUCUGGUUAAACUGCCAGGGCCAGCAGAUCCUCGCGGCGCCGGAGCAGCUUCGCUGGGCUACGCCGGAGGAUAUCCUCGCCUGGAACAUCCCUGGGGACGUGGCGAAUGAGGUCGGUGCUGAGCAUCGGACGAAGGUCACUUACGCGGACGUGCGCUGGAAGCCGACCUUCCCCGAGGAGGCCAAGGAGAACGAGGAGCACGCGGACGCCGGCAGGCAGAUCCAAACGCCAACGCGACUGGAAGAGCUGGAAGCCAAGACGGCGCUCAUCGCGGAGGGCCAGAACCACGAGGCGUGUGACAGGCUGUGGAUCCGCUUGCUGGCCAAGCGCAGCGGACAAAUCAAGAUGGCGUACGCGGCGAAGGCUGAAGGCAUGCCCGUCAGCAAGACUCUGGAGAAGCAGCUCGGGAGACGUAAGGGUAAGCCUGGACGCCGUGAGCUCAGGGAGCGAGAUAUCCCGAAGCACUUGAAGGAGGCGCUUGAUGAGGCCAAGAAGAAGGAAUGGAGCAGUUGGUUGUUCUACGAUACGGUCGAAAUCCUCAACGCGAAGCAGGCGAUGCGCACGGACGAGAACAACCUGCCCGUCAAGCUGAAGGCGAGACUUGUGGUGCUGGGCAAUCUGGAGAAGGACUCCGACUACCCGCGGGGAUCGCUGCUGCGUGCGAACGUCCCAUUCUAUGGCCCGGGCGACGCCGCGCGCGGGUGGUGGAAGAAAGCCCACAAGAGUCUCCUCGCCGGCAACUGGAAGAUGAGAGUCCUGGAACUGGCGCUGUUCUAUCUGCGGCACGAUGGCUACGGCAAGGACUACGAGGAGAGCCUCAAGACCCUUCAGAGCCUGGUGGAUUUUGACCAGGACGAGGUCCUGAAGUUGCAGCACUGCGGCAAGACGAUCGAGCAGAGCAGCGACGCGACUGUGGAGAUUGGGCAGAAGGAAUGCGCCAAGAGCAUCACCCAGAUCCAGAUCGCCCCGAGCUGGAAACGUCUCAAGGCGGAGCCCUAUCGCAGCCAGCAAGGGCGAGUGGUCGCACUCGACGAGAACGGCAACACGAGGAUGUACGUCAUAGAGUGGAAGAGUCAGGCCGAGAAGCGAGUCUGCAGGAACACCCUGGCGGCCGAGACGUAUGCACUGGCCAAAGGCACCGGGAUGGCGGAUUGGCUCAGGUCGGUGUUGCUCGAGAGCCGCGACACCGAGUUCCACAUUGCCGAGUGGGAGAGUCGAACGAAGGAGAUCCAUGCACAGUGGAUGUGCGAUGCCAAGAGCGUGGUGGACCACCUGAGCAAGGACGUGGGUACGCCCCAAGACAAGCGUGUGGGCACCGAGCUCGCGGCGCUGAAGCAGCUACUGGCGCGGGGUGGAGAUGAGCUACGGUGGGUGGACACCAGCGUGAUGCUGGCAGACCCUUUGACCAAGGGAGAUGCGCUGGACGACGAGGUCCUCCAGCGGGUGUUGUGCAGCAGCGAGUACAACAUCAACGCCAGCACUGAGAUGAAGGAGUUCAAGGGCCGUAAGGCGGCGAUCUUUAAGACAAGGCGCAAGGCAGGCUCAGCCGGAGCCGAGACGAAGCAGCAUGCGAGCUCAGGCGGAGAGCAGGAGGCCACACGUGAGUGA
Molecule: messenger RNA, 1671 nt
Organism: Prorocentrum cordatum
Lineage: Eukaryota; Dinophyceae; Prorocentrales; Prorocentraceae
Source: the annotation of a GenBank genome assembly